Molecule: messenger RNA, 1596 nt
Organism: Anopheles marshallii
Lineage: Eukaryota; Metazoa; Arthropoda; Insecta; Diptera; Culicidae
Product: probable G-protein coupled receptor Mth-like 3
Exons: 7
Coding region: 1-1596 (531 amino acids)
Biological process (GO): G protein-coupled receptor signaling pathway; cell surface receptor signaling pathway
Cellular component (GO): membrane
Molecular function (GO): G protein-coupled receptor activity
Source: RefSeq, a predicted model, not a curated record
AUGGUAGCACGCUCGGGCAGUGAUAUGAGUAUGGGAGUGACGCAACGUGUGUCUUAUCGGCGGGCGAUAAGACAUCGUCCGGUAAGUCGGUACUACUGGCACACGGUGGGUGUCGGCGUAGUGUUGCUUUGCUUCGGAGCACUGUUCGGCAUCGGUGACGUUGGUGCAGCUGACCUUUGCCCACUGGUGGAGUCGGUCGACAUUAGCAAUGGGACACGGGACGCGGAUGGAACCAUCGAAUAUGACGGUAUUCGGUACAGCAGUAAGCAGUACUUUUCGGACGAUAGUUCCGCCGUGCGUGGUUGCGUGUGUCUCAUACGCCAGUGUCUGCAUAUCUGCUGUCAGGAUGAAAUUCCCCAAGGCGAACCGUGUCCAUCCGAUGACCUAAACGUCAACUUUACCAUGUCCGCCGAUGGGAUCGUUCAUGACACGCGCAACCUGCGGGAUAAUUCAAACUACCAUUUUCUUUACACCAAACCACAAUGUUCCGGAUCGCUGCUGACGCUGUUCGGGGAUGAGUACAUCUUGCGCUCGGACGGUAUACUAGCGUACGGGGAGAGCUUGUUUGACCAUCGGCACUACUGUUUGCAGUCAGCAGAACCGCUUGCCUACGCCGGAUACUGCGAAAUGGUGGAUGCAUACGCAAUGCACCGAAUGUACUCCGUAGGCAUCUUCAUAUCGUUGCCGUUCCUGGUGGCAACCUUCGUCGUGUACGCGUUGCUUCCAGAGAUGCAAAACAUUCCCGGCAAGUCGCUGAUGUGCUAUGUGGCGUCGCUUACCGUUGCCUACCUGCUGUUGGGGCUGAUGCGCUUCAACGUGUUCGUGUAUCGGUCGAACUGGUGCAUCGCCUCCGGCUAUAUGGUGUACGCGGCGUUGUUGGCUAGCUUCUUCUGGCUGAAUGUGAUGGCGUUCGAUAUAUUCUGGACGUUCGGUGGUAGCCGCGGUAGGUCGAGCGAGCGGCGAAAGUUUCUCUACUACAGUCUGUACGGUUGGGGUGCGCCACUGUUGAUCGUGGGGUUCGUGGCGCUGGUUGACAAUACCGAGUUUGUACACGAUUCGAUGAGGCCCCAGAUCGGCCGGGAGCGGUGCUUCGUGAGUGUGGAAAAGCUGAUUGGGUUUCUGUAUAUGUAUCUGCCUAUGCUGCUGCUCGUCACUGCCAAUGUGGUGUUUUUCGCCGUAACGGCGAUACGCAUCUACCGCAUGGAGCAGGCGACGGCUUCCGCUUUGUCGGGAGAAUCCCGACGCCACACAAAGUACGAAAAGGACCGCUACAGGUUUAGUCUGUAUUUGCGACUAUUCAUCAUCAUGGGCGUGACCUGGACGAUAGAGAUCAUCACCUUUUUGGUCGGUGAAAACACCUGGUUGAUCUAUCUGGUCGAUAUCUGCAACUGUUUGACGGGCAUCUUCAUAUUCGUGCUGUUCGUGUGGAAGCAGAAGGUGAAACAGCUGCUACUGAAACGAUUCGGCCUUAAUCGGACCGUCCCGGGUCGGAACGACCAGCACACCAACAGCACCAUCAGCACAACGCGCUCGACGGACCUGAAGACGACGGCAAACCCCGAGACUCGCCUGACGGAUGUGACUCAUGGGAAUUGA